This is a messenger RNA of Ylistrum balloti, 2160 nucleotides long. RefSeq names its product putative surface protein SACOL0050. The record is from RefSeq and is a predicted model, not a curated record. Bases 1 to 2160 code for a protein of 719 amino acids. The transcript has 7 exons. Lineage: Eukaryota; Metazoa; Mollusca; Bivalvia; Pectinida; Pectinidae.
AUGGAAAAAAUCAACUCUGAUGACCCUGGUGUGGAAGAACCACCAGAUACAGAUGAAGUUUGUCCAAAGGUUGAUGAUCCAGACCCUGACAAUGACGCGGAUUUAUCCUGCCCAGAAUCCCAAGUGCAACAAAAGAACACAGACGAGGACAACAUGGUUGAUGAACCAGACCUUGACAAUGACGCGGAUUUAUCCUGCCCAGAAUCCCAACAGCAACAAAGGAACACAGACAAGGACAACAUGGCUCGUGAAACAGAUUUGGACACUGAGAACUUAUUCAGCCCGGGAUCUGAACACAUCAAUAACACUGUAGCUCCUGGUAGCAACAUCUCAAAAGAGUCAUCCCCUCAGAAACAGAAUGUCAACUCAUCUCCGAAGAUUAUGCCGGUUAUGUCUGUAAAACCCAUCCGGAUCGGUAAGAUGAGGUUCAAACAGAAGCCAAAAAAGGAGGACAUGGAAACAGAGGCAGAGACGUCCGUCCCGGAACAAGAAUAUACACACCAAGAGGAGGAAGAUCUGAAUGACACAACGGCAGAUAUAUCCUACCAGGAAUCCGGACAGGUCGAGGGCGAAACGGAUCCGGAUUCCGAACAGAAUCCAACAAAGAAGGGCAUUGACAAAGGAGCAGAGAUAUCCGUCCAAGAACAAGAAUAUACACACCAAGUAAAAGCAAAUAUCAAGGGCACAACGACACAUAUAUCUAUCCCAGAAGCCGAAAAGGUCGAGGACGUAACGGAUCCGGAUUCCGAACAGAUAUCCGUCCCAGAACAAGUCAAUAAAGAACCGGGAACGGAGCCAGAUUCCGAACGAAACCCCAUAAAUGAUGAUAUGGAUACAACGGAAGAAUUCAGCUUAGAAGACAUCUAUGCAUUCCUCUUGCCGGAAGAAGGAUCGGAACUAAAUUUCGCACCCAGAGGAAAUACAGAGGAGGGAAGUUGCCCCGAGGCUAUAAAUGAAGUAGUGGUCGAAACGUCGACAGAUGCAGACACAGCGAUGAAUGUAUCCUUACAAGAACAGGAAGGGGUCGAGGAUGAAACGGAUCCGGAUUCCGAACAGGAUCUAGAAAAGGAGGCCAUGGACGCAGAGGCCGAGAUAUCCGUCCCGGAACAAGAAAAUACACACCAAGAGAAUGAAGAUCAGAAGGACACAACGACAGAUAUAUUCAGCACAAAAGCCGAACAGGUCGAGGACGAAACGGAUCCGGAUUCCGAACAGAACCCAACAAAGAAGGGCAUUGACCUAAGAUCAGAUAUACCCGUCUCAGAACAAGAGUAUACAGAACCGGGAACGGAGCCAGAUUCCGAACAGAACCCCAUAGAUGAUGAUAUGGAUACAACGGAAGAAUUCAGCUUAGAAGACAUCUAUGCAUUCCUCUUGCCGGAAGAAGGAUCGGAACUUCAUUCCGCACCCAGAGGAAAUACAGAGGAGGGAAUUUGCCCCGAGGCUAUAAAUGAAGUAGUGGUCGAAACGUCGACAGAUGCAGACACAGCGAUGAAUGUAUCCUUACAAGAACAGGAAUGGGUCGAGGACGAAACGGAUCCGGAUUCCGAACAGAUAUCCGUCCCAGGACAAGAAUAUACAUGCCAAGAGAAGGAAGAUCAAAAGGACACAACGACAGAUAUAUCCAGCCCAGAAGCCGGACAGGUCGAGGACGAAACGAAUGCGGAUUCCGAACAGAAGCCCGAAAAGGAGGACAUGGACACAGAGGCAGAGAUAUCCGUCCCAGAACAAGAAUAUACACAGCAAGAGAAGGAAGAUAUGACGGACACAACGACAAAUAUAUCCUGCCAAGAAGCAGAACAGUUCGAGGACGAAACGGAUCCGGAUUCCGAACAGAUAUCCGUCCCAGGACAAGAAUAUACAGAAGAGAAGGAAGAUCAUAUAUCCAGCCCAGAAGCCAGACAGGUACAAGCCCGAAAAGGAGGACAUGGACACAGAGGCAGAGAUAUCCGUCCCAGCCAAGAGAAGGAUAUGAUAUAUCCUGCCAAGAAGGACACAACGACAGAUAUAUACCCAGCCACAGAUAUAUCCAGCCCAGACAGGUCGAGGACGAAACGAAUGCGGAUUCCGAACAGAAGCCCGAAAAGGAGGACAUGGACACAGAGGCAGAGAUAUCCGUCCCAGAACAAGAAUAUACACAACAAGAGAAGGAAGAUAUGA